Messenger RNA from Tetrahymena thermophila SB210, 2451 nucleotides. RefSeq names its product aspartyl/asparaginyl beta-hydroxylase family protein. The transcript is spliced from 4 exons. The record is from RefSeq and is a predicted model, not a curated record. Lineage: Eukaryota; Ciliophora; Oligohymenophorea; Hymenostomatida; Tetrahymenidae.
AUGAAGAGAAAAGCAGAAGAUCAAGAAAUAACACUAGGCCUUUUAAAUUUUAACUAAAUUAAGCAACCUGUUGGAAACCUAUUUUGUAAGACGAACAUUUACUCUCUUAAAUACUUAGUUGAUCAGUUUUCUUCUAACCCAAGCUUGCUGAGAUAAAAACUUUUGAAGUAUACUAAUCUCCAUCAGCCCUACUUCUUUGACAUCUAAAUUGAAACUGAUUUUAUGAAUGAAGACGAAAUAUAACAAGAUGUUGGUGAAAGUUUAACUAUCAAUUUACAAUAGAAGCUCUCAACUACAACUGGUAAAAAAAGUGUUAGCAUAAAUUUUGAUAACAUAGUUAAGGACAUUUCGGAUGAAGAAUAUGCUAAUGUGAUGCUUAAAAUGCUCGAAGUAUUAGGAGUCACUAUAGAAACAAGAAUCAGAAAUUAUUUGAAUGAAAGCAGUCCUUUGCCAAAAGAGCUCUAUUUGGAAAUAAAAAAUAUGUUAGCAUUAAAAACUAAACACUUCUUCAUCAUGAACAGCAAGUCUUGCCACGAAUUUUUCGAAGAGAAAGAGCUUGAAGAAUACUUUAAACAAAGAUAAGUAUUUAUGAGUUAUUAUGAUAAAAUUAUUGAAGAAAUAUAUACAAUCUAUUUGUAAAAGCUUUUCAACCCAAAAAGUAAAGAAUAGAUUUAGAGUUCCAUUGAAGAAAUUGUUUCCAUUAUCGAUUAAGCUUUAAAUUCGUAGCUAUUAUCAGAACUUAAAAUCAAUGAGGACACCAAAUAACUUCGCUUCUUUGAUUACCUAACUUUUAAAGAGCAAAACAAUCUCACACAACUUAGAGAAAUGUUCUUGCAAAGUUAAGAGUAUUUUUGUGAGCCUUUAAAAUAACUAAGUGAGAGAUAAUUCUUCUUUUUCAGAGAGCAAGUUAAGUUUAAUGAAGAUGAAGAGAAAGAUAAAUUCUGCUUUUUUUCUUUUAGCAAUGGUCAUAUUUUUAAGUACACUGAUUUGAUAAAAAAUUCAAUCUGCUCACUGGCUAACUGCAGAGGAGGAAUAAUGUUUUUUGGAAUCCACAAUCUCUCUCAUAAAAUUGUGCCUAUCUCACUUAAGGAAUUAUAUGAUUAGAAUGUAAUAGGAUAUUUGAAUAAAAUAUUCCUUGAAGUUCAUCCAAAGCCAAGCCAUUAAAUCAAACUGUUGAGUGUUGUCAACUAAUUCAAGUGUGCUUACAGAGAAGUCUGUAAAAGUGAUUAUAUUAUCACCAUAACAAUAAAUCCCAGAAAGGCUUAGGAAAUAUUUUAUGUGUAUAAAAACUAAGAAAAACAAUACAACAUAAGAAAUACUAAUUUAAAUCAGAAACUUAAGAGCGAGUAGGUUUCUAAACUAAAAGAAAUGAGAGCUAGUGAAACAGAUGAGCCUAACUUAUAUGAUUAUUUGGAGUUUAAUGAUACUUUUUGUCCUUAGGAAUAUAGAUAACAUUUAUAACUCUUAGUUAAGCAUUAUGAUAUAAGUCCAAUUAAAAAAACAGUUGAGUUUGAAGCUAAAAAAAGGUACAGUGACGAUUGCUAAUUGGCAGAAAAAAAAUAAUUUUAUGAUAAUGAGAGACUGGCAAAAUCAAAUGAGCAUUCAAAUAGAUAUAAUUAAAAUUCUGAAUUUAUCCUCAAAAGAACCAACAAUUUUGCAAAAAGUUAUUAGCAAUAGCAGAAGAACAACUAAGAAGGCUGUCUUAGUAUUUUUGAUAAGAAGAACAAUUCAGUAGAUGAAAAUUAUCCUUAGGUCUAGAAUUUUGCUGAUUAAAACAAUAAGCAAUUAUCUAAAUUAAAAUAGAAAAACAAAGAAUAAUUUUUGUAGAAUCAUUUAUUUGGCUAACUUAGUGCUUGGAGAUUCUAAAUAUUAAAGUAAUUUUUGGAUUCAGAAACAAAUGUUUCAUUCUAAGAUUUCUUAAACACCUCUAUUAUGAAAAAAUAUGUAAGCCUGUUUAGUUAACUAAAUUCAAAAAAUACAUUUAUCGUUUAUAAAAUUGAUGGCUAACACAGAAUAUCUUUCAAGGAUGCUGUCGUUAAAACUUUCAGGGAAAACAAUAUUGAUAUGGAGUAUAUAGGUAAUCUCUACAACUUCACUAUUUUGAAAAUAGAUAAAGAAAAAAGUUGGUACAAAAUCGAAAAUCUAAUCACACCAAUAACAAUUUUAUUUUCGUUUAAGAAUAAGGCUUAAUAAGGCUUUAAUUAUGAUCAUUUUGAAAUCAAAAAUACCUAUGACCCAUUAGAAGCUAAGGAAAUAUUAAAAACCCUCUAUGAUUACCUAGGUGUAGAACACACAGUGAAUUAUGUCAACCAUAAAUUAUAUGUCUGCUUUCCUAAAAUGCAAAAUUUUAUUUUUGGCUUUACCGUUUUUCUUCAAAUUAAAAAAAUGCUCGAAUAUGAUGAAUCAACAAAUAAGGUUUACACCAGCUUUAAUUAUUUCUCUAAAGUUUGA